AUGGAUGGUGCUCAACUGAGUAAAAAGGUGCAGAAAAGAAACAGGAUACCAUUAUCUUGUUCGAACUGUCGGCGCAAAAAGAUAAAAUGCGACCGGCGUAAACCAACCUGCAGAGUAUGCGAGGCACACAAGAUCACAAAUUGUCAAUACUUCGAAGAAACUCUAAGUUUAGGAAAUGGUGAUGCCGGUAUGUUUGUGAAGUAUAUAACCGAAAAUAAAAAUUCCUCAGAUGAAUCAGGAUUGAGUACUUUUGACAUCAAUAUUAAGACGAAUAGCAAUACAAGUCCACUCCAAAAGAAAGAAACAGAUGUGUCGGCUGAGCUAAAAAUGCUCAACGACAAAAUCAAAAGGCUUGAAUCUCUGAUUCCUCAGUCGACGGGUACAAACAACAUAUCUGAGUCUAAAGCUGAUGCGCUUCCAUCUGUAUUUCCAUCUCCAAAUCUAUAUAGUCAGGUUAGUUUAGAUGAUGAGAAAAAUGAUAACUUGGAAAUGAUACGUCAGCUUUGUGAAAAACUCAGAAUAAGCGGAAAAGUCAGAAUUGGUAUAUACGAUGGCGUAGAUGCAAAACUUUUUGCUAACGCAAAAAUUGGAAAUGCCGAACCUUUUUCUUGGGCAACAAUAGUUGUCAAGGAUCCCUUCUCCACUCCUUUAUGGCAAGCAGUUGCUCGUUAUCAACAAACGAUAAAAAAUACCUUCAGAACUUCACCAUGUCCCGUGAAGUCUAAUUUGCUUAGCAAUCACGGGAUUGAUGAGAAAAAAGAUCACUGUUUUUUAGGUAGGAAAAUUCUGGAUCUUCUUCCUAAUAAAAGAGCUAUUUGGCUAUUCAUAGAGAGAUUCUUCAGAUAUGUUUAUCCAUUUCUCCCUUACCUAGAUCAAUCCUCCUUCAUUGAGGAUGUAGAACGAAUAAUUAAUGGAAACCACAUUACAGAUUUGAAAAACGAAGAGCUAGUGACUAAACUAACAUUGUCUCAACAAACUGAUACUGCAAUUUUAGGUUCCUUGAUGGUCGUUAUAAUGUUUGCUUAUGAAUCUUUGCUCGACAAUACUGGAAAUUUUCAAGACUCGGGCGACUCAACACCGGACGACGUAUAUUUAUCAAAAAUCCCACAAUCUAAUUUAUUGAUCAAUUGCACAGAAUCGUGUUUGAAUGAAUUCAGGCUACUCAAGAGAUGUCAAUUAUCUGUUCUUCAAUGUGCCUUACUUUUGGAAGAGUAUCAAAAAGUAGACAGUUUCCAGUCGUUUGGAGAAAGUGAUUCCCACAUAUAUACUGGUUUAUUAAUUCAAAUGGCAACCACUAUUGGGCUAAACAGAGAUCCAGCAUUUGGAGGAGAAUCAAACAAUAGUAAAAAUGACCUUCUUCGGAGAAAAAUAUGGUAUGGGUUGAUUGCGGGAGAUAAUCAUCAAUAUAUGCAAACUGGAAUUCCUCCUUCAAUAUAUCCUGAUCAUUAUGAUACCAAGCUUCCUUGGUUUGAUGAAAAAGUAUCAAACAUUGCUGACUUGGAACUAGAACGUGUGACAAUUGAUAUGAUGAGAAAAAAAUUUCUAGCUGGACAGGAAAUGAGAAAACUUGCAGAUUUGGUAACAAAUAUGCGUGAAAAUCCAACGAUAGAAGAUCUUCUAGUCAGUACGUCGGGCUUAAUGUUUCAUUUACGUCACAGAUUAGGCUCAUUCGACACAAUAUUAAUGAUGGAUCACCAAAACUUACACUAUAAAAAAGUUGAGAAGACUUUGUAUAUGAUAAUGUAUUUGCAUGCGCUCUCAUUGUUACAACCAGUGUUCUUACAUAUUUUUUACUAUUGUCAGCAAAUCCGUCACUUUGAUGCCACGACGUUUUUUUACAAUAAAGUGCUAAGCAUCUGGAUGUUUGUGAUUGGUAACCUCCAUAACUUAGUGUAUUCUAGCAGUAAGUAUUUUGGGACCGGUUUUGAUCUUUUUUUGGUCCCUAUCGUCGAGCUUGUGAUGCAUAAAGGGGUUAUCAUUUUUACGAGCUCAUACAUAAAAGCCUUGAUUGCCGGUAAAAAACUCCAGAAGUCUAAUGUAAAAAAUGAAGAGUUGAUUAAAGAGAUUGAGUACUACAAAAGUGAGAUUAUUAUGAAAUUAUUUAUCGAUGUCCACCUUCCAAUAUUAAAGCAUUUGUGCAAAAGAUAUUUCUACUGCUGGAAACUUUUGAAAGCGCACUCGUUUAUAUUCAAAAGCAUCAAGGAAGACUCUAUUGAUUAUAGUGAGAAAUUUCAUUUAUUCAACUUCAUGGAAUUCUUCACGGCGAAUAAUUUUAGAACUUUGAUUCAGAUCUCCAACUGGAAAUACUACAAGGCUGAGAUAGAAAUGCCAUCCUGGCUAGUCGGCUGGCUUCAAAAUUAUCGAAGAGAUAUUUACUAUAUUCCGGAAAAUGAACCUAUGUCUGUUGGUAAGAGUAUUAGCUCCGGAAGUGACAUAUCGUUAUCUAAUGAUUUGCUGGAUGGGCUGGCUAAUGAUUUGUCUUACAAGCAAUCCUCUUUAUCUAACGAGAUUGAGCAUAAUCAGUUCACUACGAUUGAUACAUCUUCAAAGAACAACGGUAAUGUCUGUGGUUCUACUAUUUUUAACCCAACUUUGGAAAAUGUGAAUGAACUAAUACCGGAGAACAAUAUGGGCGACUUCUUUUCCUCGUUGGGACUAAGCUUUGAUGAACUACUUUGGCUUGACUGA
Molecule: messenger RNA, 2688 nt
Organism: Pichia membranifaciens NRRL Y-2026
Lineage: Eukaryota; Fungi; Ascomycota; Pichiomycetes; Pichiales; Pichiaceae
Exons: 2
Coding region: 1-2688 (895 amino acids)
Biological process (GO): DNA-templated transcription; regulation of transcription by RNA polymerase II
Cellular component (GO): nucleus
Molecular function (GO): zinc ion binding; RNA polymerase II cis-regulatory region sequence-specific DNA binding; DNA-binding transcription activator activity, RNA polymerase II-specific
Source: RefSeq, a predicted model, not a curated record